AAUAAUGUGAAGGAUGUAUUUAAACCUAGGAAAAAUUACAUUUCUGCUUGCCAGCGUCUUUUGUUGUAAAUGUGCUACAAUGUGGAACAGUAAGACUGCAGGAUGUUAUAACAAGAUCUGCAACGUAACUGAUAUAGAGGAUCCAGAUGGAAAGGAACAGUGGUAUCUAUUUUCGACAAAUCUGACGAAAUAUGACAUGAAUGUUUUGCCAGCAUGGUGUGAUUGCAUUACAGGGAAGGGGGUUAAUGUAGCUGUUGUUGACGAAGGUGUAAGCAACCAUACAGAUCUUCGACUUGUGAGUGAAAUAAUAUAUCAACAUGUUUAAUGUAAAUUAAUUAAAAGCAAUUAAGCUAGG
Molecule: messenger RNA, 355 nt
Organism: Saccostrea cuccullata (small rock oyster)
Lineage: Eukaryota; Metazoa; Mollusca; Bivalvia; Ostreida; Ostreidae
Exons: 4
Coding region: 14-325 (103 amino acids)
Biological process (GO): peptide hormone processing
Cellular component (GO): neuron projection; membrane
Molecular function (GO): serine-type endopeptidase activity
Source: RefSeq, a predicted model, not a curated record